AUGGCUCCUUAUGACGCUCUUUAUGGGCAAAGAUGUAGAUCGCCUAUUGGUUGGUUUGAGGUUGGUGAAGCUGAGUUGAUAGGGCUUGACUUGGUUCACCAAGCCAUGAAGAAAGUGAAGAUUAUACAGGAAAGGCUGAAAACAACGCAAAGUCAUCAGAAAUCCUGUAUCGAUGUUAGAAGGAGAGACUUAGAAUUUGAGGUUUAUGAUUGGGUCUACGUGAAGGUUCGGAAAUUGAGAACCAAAGAAGUUGCAUCAGUCAAGGUAUUAUGGAGGAAUCAAUUUGAUGAGGAAGAUACUUGGGAGGCUGAGGAGGAUUGCAGCAGUUAUAGAAGAGGCAACAAGUUCCAGAUUGCAGCAGUUAUAAAGAACAACAAAUCUGCAGAUUGCAAAUUCCAGAUUCCAGAUUCCUGCAGUUCAUUGAAAGAUACUUCUAUGCAAGGUGCUUCGAAAAGCUUUUUGGCUGAAUGUGAAGCCUUGAGGAACAUAAGGCACCGGAACCUGGUGAAGAUCUCAACAAUUUGCUCAAGUGUUGAUUUUGAUGGCAAUGAUUUCAAAGCUCUCAUUUAUCCAUUUAUGGAAAAUGGGAGCCUAGACGAGUGGUUACAGCCGAAGGAGGGACAGAUGUUGCAGAAGAGAUUGAGCAUCUUACACAGAUUAAACAUUACAAUAGAUGUGGCUUCAACAUUGCAUUAUCUUCACAGUCAAUGCCAUACAUCUAUAGUUUACUAUGAUCUUAAGCCAAACAAUGUUCUAUUGGACAAUGAUCUGACUGCUCUUGUUAGCGACUUUGGCAAAGUUCAUGUCUGA
Molecule: messenger RNA, 810 nt
Organism: Solanum tuberosum (potato)
Lineage: Eukaryota; Viridiplantae; Streptophyta; Magnoliopsida; Solanales; Solanaceae
Product: LRR receptor-like serine/threonine-protein kinase HSL2
Exons: 4
Coding region: 1-810 (269 amino acids)
Biological process (GO): protein phosphorylation
Molecular function (GO): protein kinase activity; ATP binding
Source: RefSeq, a predicted model, not a curated record